AUGCCUUCGUGGACUGAGCACACCAGACACAGCGAAGCGCGGCAACAUUUUAGGGUUGGCAUCUCUAAUUUUCACGCAGGGCCAGGCGACAACGGCGAGAACAUCGCGCGGCCGGUGGAGAUCAUCGGCGGAGAGUUCAUUGCAGCUGUUACUUUUACUGGCUCGCUAGUUGCUGCUGCUAAGCUUCAUGAGCUGGCAGACCCGAAGGCGCUGAAGAUCCCUGGCAGGCACGCGAUCAAUGCUCUCACAGGAUCAGCGGUAGCGGUGGUUGGCGUUGUCUUCUGCGUGACCGCAGACCCCACGACGAAACUUAUUAGCAUGUACACAGUGAUCGGGCUGAGCCUGUGGCUUGGGUUCCAUCUAGUAGCUUCCAUAGGAGGCGCCGACAUGCCAGUGGUCAUCAGCAUGCUGAAUUCGUAUUCGGGAUUCGCCACGGCAGCGAGUGGUUUCAUGCUGGACAACAACCUGCUCAUUAUUGCCGGAUCCCUAAUCGGGUCGUCGGGUGCGAUCCUGUCCUAUAUAAUGUGUCGCGGCAUGAACCGCGACCUGUGGAGCGUGAUCGUGGGAGGGUGGGAAGAAGAGGGCGAUGAAGGUCUAGCUGGAGUACAGGGUGCUGUACGGGAAAUAAGUGCUGACACCAUAGCAGAGGAGGCUCUGGCGGCGAAAAGAGUACUCAUUGUUCCUGGCUACGGCAUGGCUGUGAGCCGAUGCCAGUCCGACGUCGCCGAUAUUGCUCAGAUCUUGCUAUCUCGGGGAGUGGCGGUGGAAUUUGGUAUCCAUCCAGUCGCAGGAAGAAUGCCAGGCCACAUGAACGUCCUGCUUGCUGAGGCCGAUGUUCCAUACCGCGUCGUGAAAGAAAUGUCGGAGGUUAACAAGCAGAUGACGGAAUACGAUGUAGUUCUUGUUAUUGGAGCGAAUGAUACCGUCAAUCCAGCCUCAUUGGAACCUGGCACAAAGAUAUACGGAAUGCCGGUCCUGGAGGUCUGGAAGGCCAAACGUGUUGUCGUGCUGAAGAGGUCUCUUGCCCCAGGAUAUGCAGCAAUUGACAACCCUCUGUUCUUCCUGGACAAUACAAGAAUGCUUUUCGGAAACGCGAAGGAUACAACCGCCGCAAUAUUCGCUUGCUUGAGCCAGCGAGCAGCAUUUGUUGGCAAAAGCGACACAUAUCUGGAUCUCGAAUCCGGGGCGCAAGCGCUGAAGGAAGAGCGACGGGAGACGCCACCUACAACGUGGCCAAGCCCGAAGAGAUCGGUGGGCAUCUUGAGGGAUGCAAACGGGCACGGGACGCCAUUGGUACCAAUGGCGCCGCGUUUUGUCAAGCGGCUUCGGAGGCAGGCCUUCAGAGUUAUCGUCCAGGAAGGAGCGGGGAAGGAUGCAGGCUUCUCAGACGACGGUUAUCGGAAAGCGGGCGCGGAGAUUGUACCCGACGCAGACGCUGUGGUUCAGAAGAGUGAGAUCAUCCUGAAGUUUUCUGUCCCCUCAGAAGACACCAUUCGUCGUAUGCCCCGCGGGAAGGUCCUUAUCAGCCACAUUUUCCCAGGACAAAACGCACCUCUUCUCGAGCUAAUGGCGUCUAAAGGCUUAACCGUCCUUGCCGUCGACGAAGUUCCAAGGAUCACGAGAGCGCAGAACAUUGACGUCAAGUCUUCAAUGCAAGGCCUCCAGGGUUACCGGGCAGUGAUCGAGGCGUUUAAUGCGCUGCCUCGGCUUAGCAAAGCGUCAAUUACUGCUGCUGGACGUGUUGACGCGGCAAAGGUUCUAGUGCUGGGAGCCGGCGUUGCAGGACUGCAGGCCAUAUCAACGGCUCACGGACUUGGAGCCCAGGUAUUCGCUUACGACGUCCGGUCGCCGGCACAGGAGGAGGUCGAAUCGUGCGGCGGAACGUUCCUUAAAGUAGACAUUGAGGAGGAAGGUGAAGUGGAAGGCGGUUACGCGAGGGAGAUGGGCGAAGCAUAUGAGAGAGCACAAAAGCAGAUGCUCUCGAAAGUGAUUCCUAACGUCGAUGUCAUUAUCUGCACUGCAGCCAUUCACGGGAAGCCAUCGCCGAAAAUGAUCUCGAAUGAUAUGCUCGAGGCGAUGCGGCCAGGAUCAGUAAUUAUUGACCUGGCGACGGAAUUUGGCGACAGGCGAAGCGGGUGGGGCGGAAACGUCGAGGGUUCCCCCACCGAUGGAGAGACCAAAAUACAUGGGGUUACCGUUAUCGGAAGAAGCCAGAUAGAAACGCACAUGCCCGCACAAGCAUCUGAACUUUUAUCCAUGAAUAUGUCGAAUCUCCUUGAGGAGCUCGGUGGUGGAGACAACUUCCGGAUCGAUUUGGAUGACGAGGUUACGAAAGCAUUGUGCUGCGUGCACGAAGGAAGAGUUGCGUGGAGUCCGCCGCAGCCCGUACCGCGCCGGCCGCCCGCAUCAUCGCCGCGGCCAUCUCCUCGCUUAGUCUAUGCGAAGGAACCUUCUUUGCUCGACCAGUUCGUUACGUCUGAUGUCUUCUUUGCCAUGUGUCUCGUCUUCACCGCUGCGUUCGCGGGACUUCUUGGCGUCUCUCUUAAUACACUGGAGCUCAAGCAGUUUACGCUGUUCGCGCUGGCUCUGAUAGUGGGAUACUACAGUGUAUGGUCUGUGACACCUGCGCUUCACACUCCGCUGAUGAGUGUCACAAAUGCGCUUUCGGGAGUCAUCAUAAUCGGUUCAAUGUUAGAAUAUGGGGAAUCCAUUGGUAGUGCACCCGCUGUUUGUGCACUAUGCGCCACGUUUCUGUCGUCACUGAACAUCGCCGGGGGAUUUUACGUCACACAGCGCAUGCUGCAGAUGUUUCAAGUCGCAUAA
Besnoitia besnoiti is the source of this 2823-nucleotide messenger RNA. Its product is annotated as transhydrogenase. Bases 1 to 2823 code for a protein of 940 amino acids. Gene Ontology annotation, cellular component: mitochondrial inner membrane. Lineage: Eukaryota; Apicomplexa; Conoidasida; Eucoccidiorida; Sarcocystidae. The transcript has 25 exons. Gene Ontology annotation, molecular function: NAD binding; NADP binding. The record is from RefSeq and is a predicted model, not a curated record. Gene Ontology annotation, biological process: NADPH regeneration; proton transmembrane transport.